This is a messenger RNA of Eucalyptus grandis, 1017 nucleotides long. Its product is annotated as protein DOG1-like 4. NCBI's taxonomy places the organism in Eukaryota, Viridiplantae, Streptophyta, Magnoliopsida, Myrtales, Myrtaceae. The coding region runs from base 66 to 794 and encodes 242 amino acids. The transcript has a single exon. The record is from RefSeq and is a predicted model, not a curated record. Gene Ontology annotation, biological process: DNA-templated transcription. Gene Ontology annotation, molecular function: sequence-specific DNA binding.
CCUUUAAAUCUGCUUCUGGACCUCUUUCUCUCUCUCUCUGUUUCCCUCUAUCUCACUCUUGCUCAAUGAGAACCCAAGCGGAGGAGAAGUUCUCGGACUACUUCGAGAAGUGGGUAUCUCGGCUUGAAGAGUACUCUCACCAGCUCCACAGCGCGUCCAGAGAGACCUCCACCACCGAGGAGGAGCUCCGCGCCCUCGUCUCCAAACUCACGGCCCACCACAAGGAGUACUACACCGCGAAGUGGGCCGCGGCGGGCGGCGACGUCUUCGCCUUCUUCUCGCCGCCGUGGUCGAGCCCGCUCGAGAACGCCUACUCCUGGCUCACCGGCUGGAAGCCCUCCACGGCGUUCCGCGUCAUCGAGGCGCUGCGGGCGCGGGGCGCGGUGGUGGCGGAGGACCAGCUGACGAGGAUAGAGCAGCUGCGGGCCAAGAUCAGGCUGGAGGAGGAGAGGGUGGAGCGGGAGAUGGAGAGGCAGCAGGUCGGGCUGGCGGACCGCAGGAUGGUCGAGCUCGCGCGGCUGGCGGGCAGGCGGGCCGAGGCGGCGACGGCGGCGGGGGGCCAAGUGGACGGGCUCGUGGACGCGGCGCUGAAGGGCCUGGCGAGCGGGCUGGAGUGGAUCAUGAAAGCCGCGGACUGCGUGCGGCUCAAGACGUUGAAGGGGGUGCUGGACGAGCUGAGCCCGUCGCAGUGCGUGGAGUUCCUGGCGGCGCUCUCGGCGCUCCAGGUGCAGCUGCGGCGGUGGGGGAAGAAGAGGCAGAGCCAAGCCGAGCACAGCUCGAGGGAAACAUGCUAGCAGCAGCAGCAGCAGCCGGGUGACGUUGCCGAAAGCUCGGCCUCGAGGCGGCGGAUUGCUUUAUAGGUUAUAGGCAUGACGAUUAUUUUUCUGUUGUGUCAAUCCGGUUGCUUAGUUUAGUGCGGUUUCAUUUGAUCUUUUUCUAUGUUGAAACUUCGAAAGCAGUUGAAGAAGGAAUGGGAAGGGGUCGCGCUGUGUGUUAAAAAGGGUCCAAGCUUGAGGA